This is a messenger RNA of Dimorphilus gyrociliatus, 1237 nucleotides long. NCBI's taxonomy places the organism in Eukaryota, Metazoa, Annelida, Polychaeta, Dinophilidae. The record is from the annotation of a GenBank genome assembly.
GAAAUCGCGCUAUACUAUUAAUCUCUGUCUUAUUACAUUUUACGGCUGAACGUGAAAGUUUGAAAUUAUUUUGUUAAGUAGGCCACCCCCUUUAAAUUAGAGAAUGUCUAGAUUAGAUUACAGUAAAUGGGAUCAUAUUGAGAUCUCUGAUGAUGAGGAUGACACUCAUCCAAACAUUGAUACUCCAUCACUGUUUCGAUGGAGGCAUCAAGCAAGAUUGGAGAGAAUGGAGCAAGCCGAGAAAGAAAAACAGAGUCUCCAAUCAACUGUGCAAAGCCAUCAACAAAAAAUGGCCGAGAUUAAGCAAAAGAUAAAAGAAGCUGAAGAAAAAAACUUAUCUGAUGAGUUGGAAAAGCUAAAGACAAGUGAAGCUGAACUGUUAAAACAAGACCAAGAAUUUGCAAAAAAAGAGGAAGAAUUGAAAAAGAAAGAAAGACUCACACCCUGGAAUGUUGAUACAAUCUGUCACGAUGGGAAGUCAAAAACAAUUAUCAAUAAAGAUAUAAAACCGUCUGACGAAGAAUUAAGUGACGAGCAGCGCGCAGAUCGCCAAAAAGAACAUGAGGCGAAAUAUAAAUCUCACAUAAGAAAAUUCGGCAUGAUGAGACGAUACGAAGACUCUGAGAAAUACCUUAAGGAAAAUAUUGAUUUAGUUUGCGAAGAAACAGCAAAUUACUUAGUGCUAUGGUGCAUUGAUCUUGAAUGCCAAGAGAAAAAAGAGCUAAUGAAACACGUGUCUCAUCAAACAAUUGUAAUGCAAUUUAUUUUGGAAUUGGCGAAACAGUUAAAGGUUGAUCCGAAAUCCUGUGUUAACGCCUUUUUCUCCAGAAUAAGACUGGCUGAGAAACAGUAUAUGGAUGCAUUUAAUGACGAAUUAGAAUCAUUUAGAUCACGUGUCAAAGAACGAGCGAGAAUUCGAAUUGAAGAAGCAAUGAAAGAGGUUGAAGAAGAAGAACGACAAAAGAGACUUGGGCCAGGAGGUCUCGAUCCAGUUGAAGUGUUUGAAACCCUUCCAAAAAGCUUACAAGAAUGCUUUGAGCAAAAAGAUAUACCUCUACUUAAAAAGGUUAUAUCAGAAAUGGAUCCCAAAGAAGCUGAAGAGCAUAUGAAACGUUGUGUUGAUUCCGGCUUAUGGGUACCUGGUGGAAACGAUGAACCAGAUCAAGAAAUCGAGCCAGACGGUGAAGCCAUAGCCGAGCCAGAAGAAAACGAUUAUGAAGAGCCAACGAAAGCUUAA